This is a messenger RNA of Cricetulus griseus (Chinese hamster), 2400 nucleotides long. The record is from RefSeq and is a predicted model, not a curated record. Lineage: Eukaryota; Metazoa; Chordata; Mammalia; Rodentia; Cricetidae.
AUGUCCCUGUUUAUCUUCCAGAAACAUGCCAAGGGCCAGGAUUUGUUCGACCAGAUUGUGUACCACUUGGACCUGGUGGAAACAGAUUAUUUUGGUCUGCAGUUCCUCGACUCCGCCCAGGUCACGCACUGGCUGGACCAUUCAAAACCCAUAAAGAAACAGAUGAAAGUUGGACCUGCCUAUGCUUUGCACUUUCGAGUCAAAUACUAUUCUUCAGAACCAAACAACCUUCGAGAGGAAUUUACAAGGUACCUGUUUGUUUUACAACUCAGGCAUGACAUUCUUUCUGGAAAACUGAAGUGCCCCUAUGAAACGGCUGUGGAACUAGCUGCUCUCUGUCUGCAAGCGGAGCUGGGGGAGUGCGAGCUUCCGGAACACACGCCAGAGCUUGUGUCUGAGUUUCGGUUCAUCCCAAAUCAGACAGAAGCCAUGGAAUUCGAUAUCUUCCAGAGAUGGAAAGAGUACAGGGGAAAGAGCCCUGCCCAGGCGGAACUCUCCUAUCUCAACAAAGCAAAGUGGCUGGAAAUGUAUGGGGUGGACAUGCACGUCGUCAGGGGAAGAGAUGGCUGUGAAUAUUCUCUUGGACUGACCCCGACAGGCAUAUUAAUCUUUGAAGGAGCUAACAAAAUAGGCUUAUUCUUUUGGCCUAAGAUCACCAAAAUGGACUUUAAAAAGAGCAAACUGACCCUCAUUGUAGUGGAGGAUGAUGACCAGGGGCGUGAGCAGGAGCACACCUUCGUGUUCAGGCUGGACAGUGCACGCACCUGCAAGCACUUGUGGAAGUGUGCUGUGGAGCACCACGCCUUCUUCCGUCUGCGCACACCCAGCAACAGCAAGUCCACCAGAUCGGACUUCAUCCGCCUAGGUUCCCGCUUCCGGUUCAGUGGGCGGACAGAAUAUCAAGCUACUCACGGCUCCAGAUUGCGAAGGACCAGCACCUUUGAGAGGAAGCCUAGCAAACGCUACCCAUCCCGGCGACAUUCCACAUUCAAAGCAAGCAACCCGGUGAUUGCUGCUCAGCUCUGCUCUAAAACAAAUCCUGAAGUCCAUAAUUACCAGCCUCAAUACCAUCCCAACGUCCACCCUAGCCAGCCCCGGUGGCGCCCUCACUCUCCAAAUGUCAGCUACCCGCUCUCCUCCCCAGCGCUCAGUCCCACAGAAAGGUUGCCUUUUGGCCUUGAGGAGAAUGGGGGCACACCAUUCGUCCCCAAAGCUUCGGGGAGGCACCACCACCAGCACCAGCACCACUCCAACUAUGGCCUUUCGCUGCCCCUGGAGAAUAAGGAGGGGCCAUUGAGGUCCCCAAACUCCAGCAAGGCCCUCAACAAACUGAGUCCAGGAGCACCUGCCCUGUACAGCGAAGCAGCUGCCCAUCUGAAGAAGCUGGAGCUGGAGACUGUGAAGACUGCUGGACCCUGGCCUGCCCUGCACAUCAACAUAAACAAGGCGGAGGAAAAGAAAGUUUCUGAGAAGACCCUUCAGACCCCGCUGCUGCCAUCUCCUGUGGCAGAUCACGUGAAGUGUAACAUCUUGAAAGCACAGCUGGAGAAUGCCUCCCGUGUGAAUGCCCAGAUUGGGAAGGAGGAGUCCACAUUUGUAAAUAUCAAUAAGAAAUCGAGUCUUCAGGACACUAAUGUAAGAAGCCCCAUUCCUAUACGUGUGGAAACAGCUCAGCCAGUUGUGGAGAAGCCAGAGAUCAAGCCUCCCCGAGUGAGGAAGUUAACAAGACAAUACAGUUUUGAUGAAGAUGACCUCCCUCCAGACCUGGCUGAGGCAGUGGGAGCCACCACAGUCACAACCACAAACACCACGAUGUCUGCCACUCAAGUCUCAGUGCCGCUGGCAUCCCCCAAAAUCCAGAAAGUCACCUCGCCUCAGAAGUCGGAAGUCAAGAGCCCACUGUCCCCAGGGGCCAAGAGCCCCUCUGACCAUGGAGGCACCUUUACCUUGGGGCCAGGCGACCUGCUGAUGGACUUCACAGAAGCCACUCCUCUGGCAGAGCCCGCCAGCAGCCCCCACUGUGCCCACUCUCGCUGCUCUCCUCCACUCUCUCUCCCAAUGAAGGAAGAGACCACUGGAGUUUGCAUGUAUCCUCCAAUCAAAACGAGGCUGAUAAAAACAUUCCCAGCAGAACCAAUGAUGAACCCGUUUCCUGAUCCCUUCACCACGGGGCCACAGUUCACUGCAGACUUUAGAGAGAACAAAUUGCAGUGCUGUCCUGGCCAGUCUUCCCCGUUGAUUCCAACAGCAACCCUGCGGCCAUUGACAGAGGCUGUGUCCACAGUACAGACCAUCUACACCUCCCGGAAGCCUGUCUCUCUGGCAGCCAGUGCAGAGACGCUCCGGCAAGAACUGGAAAGAGAGAAGAUGAUGAAAAGACUGUUGAUGACCGAACUGUGA